This is a messenger RNA of Alternaria alternata, 396 nucleotides long. RefSeq lists its product as hypothetical. The transcript is spliced from 4 exons. Bases 1 to 396 code for a protein of 131 amino acids. The record is from RefSeq and is a predicted model, not a curated record. Lineage: Eukaryota; Fungi; Ascomycota; Dothideomycetes; Pleosporales; Pleosporaceae.
AUGCAAAUCAUCAAUCUUGCUGUCUUGGCUGUGACCUUGGCCACCGUCGGGGCACUUCCCUGGACUCAGGAUGCCAGUGGAGCAUGGGUUGCCAACAACGCAUGGCGCGACGACCUUAAUGGCGUCCACAAGGUCCACGAGGCUUGCGCCGAAAGAGACGGGUCUAGAAACCUCGGUGAUGGAGCGUUGUGCGCUUACUCGACUGAUGCCAAUGGUGGCAUGUUUCACGGAUCGGUACAUCCGGGCAGGCUGACUGUAUCGGAACUGCAACAGGAUGCUCUGUGUGCGGUUAACACUGUGGCCAGUCAAAGCCCGCUCCAUGAUGCAGGGAUCCUAAGUUUUGUGGUUUCCUUCGACUUCGCCUUUUGUUCUGCCUUCUAUCUUGCGUUCCCAUAA